Messenger RNA from Haliotis rufescens (red abalone), 1670 nucleotides. Its product is annotated as tRNA modification GTPase GTPBP3, mitochondrial-like. The transcript has 9 exons. The record is from RefSeq and is a predicted model, not a curated record. Gene Ontology annotation, biological process: tRNA wobble uridine modification; tRNA methylation. Gene Ontology annotation, cellular component: cytoplasm; mitochondrion. Gene Ontology annotation, molecular function: GTP binding; GTPase activity; protein binding. NCBI's taxonomy places the organism in Eukaryota, Metazoa, Mollusca, Gastropoda, Lepetellida, Haliotidae. The coding region runs from base 117 to 1655 and encodes 512 amino acids.
AGGUACACGUGCUUCCGGUUUGUAAUGUUUUGAUUUGACUCCCGUUAGAAGUUAUCAGUUAAUAUCCUCCAGUUUAAGAGAUGAAUGAAAAAGGCGCUUUGAGUUGACAUUUGACUAUGAUGUCAUGGAUGAAACACCUGGCCUGCCACCUGGGACACACCCAAUGCCGGAGAGUCUCCCACCAAGUGUUGCAUGGUCGGGGAACAAUCUUUGCCCUUUCGUCCGGUCACGGCAGGGCAGGAGUUGCUAUUAUCAGGGUCUCCGGACCUUCCACAUCAGAAUCACUUCGACAGAUGGUGAGAAGAAUCCCUCCACCUCGGAAAGCAGCUCUUCGAAGGAUUUACCAUCCACAAUCCACAGAAGCGAUAGACAAGGGACUCGUGCUCUGGUUUCCAGGGCCCCGGAGCUUCACAGGUGAGGACUGUGCAGAGUUCCAGGUGCACGGCGGUGCUGCUGUUGUGACAGCGAUGCUGACGGCGCUUGGGGAGCUCCCUGGUUUCCGCCAUGCUGAAGCUGGAGAGUUCACAAAGAGGGCCUAUAUGAAUGGUCAGCUGGACCUGAUGGAGGUGGAGGGUCUGUCGGACCUGAUUUCGGCGGAGACGGAGGCACAGAGGCGCCAAGCUCUACGCCAGAUGGAGGGCGACCUGGGCAAUAUGUACAUGGCUUGGAGGAGGAGGAUCAUCAAGUGUCUUGCCAAUGUGGAGGCAUAUAUAGACUUCAGUGAAGACGAGAAUAUUGAAGAUGGCGUUUUACAUCAUGCAAGAUCAGAGGUAAAAGUGAUGGUCGGCGAAAUGAAAAGCCAUCUCCAUGACAACCGUAGAGGGGAACGGUUACGAUCUGGUGUACGUGUUGCGAUCAUUGGAGAACCAAAUGUAGGCAAGAGCAGCCUGCUGAAUGUACUUAGUCAGCGACCGGCUGCCAUUGUCUCCCCAAUUGCUGGCACAACGCGGGACGUGGUCGAGACGGCUCUCAACAUCGGCGGGUACCCGGUGCUCCUGAGUGACACUGCGGGGCUUCGAGAGACAGGGGAUGCUGUGGAGAAGGAGGGGGUACGACGAGCAGUAGAGAGGGCGAAGCAAGCAGAUAUCAAAAUAAUUCUUGUGGAUGCGACAACAUUUUCUUUGGAUCACACAAAUUUUGAAGUGGACAAAUUUGUAAGUGACCAUUUGCAUGACCUUGGAGUGACUGACAGAACUAAGCAAGAAGACCGUGAAGCAGGGAGACAGAUGGCGGUUGCUGAAGAUGCUGUACAGCAGAGUGAGGACAGACACACAGUGCUGGUGGUCAACAAGUGUGAUCUGCUGCCCUCCUGGAACCCACCCUGUCCUGCAGGGGAUGUUCCCACAGCAGCUCUGUCCUGUACGACGGGGGCAGGAAUGAAAAACUUUAUAAACCUGCUUGCAGAGAGGGUAAAACUUGCAUGUGGGAAUCCUCUGUCUGGCAACCCAAGUCUGACCAACGCCCGCCAUCGUCACCAUCUCACUCAGUGUGUCAGCCAUCUUGAAUCCUACCUCAAUCUGGAGCAGGACACAGAUGUUGUUCUUUCUGCUCACCAGCUUCGAAAGGCAGCUCGGGAACUUGGGAAAAUCAGUGGGAAGAUAACUUCAGAAGAUAUUUUGGACAUUAUUUUCAAGGAUUUUUGUAUUGGGAAAUAGAUAUUUAAAUUUAUA